AUGGCGUUCAUUACUUUUAAGGCACGAGCGCUUACAUCAGAAGCGUGCAUCGAAGAUCUGAUGAUGCAAGCAGGGAAGAUCAAGUGCGACGCCAUCGGUCUGACCAAGGCAACGCCCGUUGCACGCCUUUUUGAAAAUGGAGAACUGUUCCUUGCAACAUGCGACAACAGAGGCGCCGAUGUUCUCGAAAAAAAUACGUAUUCACUUGGCCAUGAACAUGGCUCGUACGGAAGUUUGACUCGCCGAAUCGGACGUCUGCGAUCAAUAUGUGGUUCAACCACAGCUCUAACGAUCUUCGCUGCCUACGCACCAACAUCAAGCUACGAAGAAGAGUUGGAAGCGGAUCUGGAAAGACUCUACAGAGAGGAUCAUACUUUCUUCAAGGUCGUCGAUCCCAACGCCAAGAUUGGCUACAGACGAACGGCUGAAGGAGCUCCACUUCGAAACUCACGGAAUGGAAUAGAAUAA
Haemonchus placei is the source of this 468-nucleotide messenger RNA. The record is from the annotation of a GenBank genome assembly. NCBI's taxonomy places the organism in Eukaryota, Metazoa, Nematoda, Chromadorea, Rhabditida, Trichostrongylidae.